AACGACCAAUUUGAAGGUUACUGUGUUGACGUCGUCCGAGAGUUGUCCAAGAUCCUGGGUUUUAACUACGUCAUUCAUUUAGUUCGUGACGGUUCCCAUGGAACUAAGAACGAACGCGGAGAAUGGAAUGGUAUGAUAAGAGAACUGAUUGACAGGGAAGCUGACCUAGCUCUUGCUGAUCUCACCAUCACAUAUGAGCGGGAAGAAGCUGUGGACUUCACGAUGCCUUUCAUGAACCUCGGAAUCAGCAUUCUGUUCAGAAAACCUACAGAGAAUGUACCAAAGUUAUUUUCUUUUCUGUCACCACUUUCUCUGGAAGUGUGGAUCUACAUGGCUAUAGCCUACUUGGGUGUCAGUUUGUUGCUCUUCAUACUAGCUCGACUCACACCACUUGAGUGGGAGGCUCCUCAUCCCUGCGAUCCAGACUCGGACGUCUUAGAGAACCAGUUUACCAUACUCAACAGUUUCUGGUUCACAAUAGGUUCAUUAAUGCAACAAGGAACUGAAGUAGCUCCAAAAGCAAUGUCAACACGAGUAGUUGCAACAAUGUGGUGGUUCUUUACGUUGAUAAUGAUUUCAUCGUACACAGCCAAUCUGGCUGCUUUUCUGACUGCGGAAAGGAUGAAUUCGCCAAUAGAAAGUGCUGAAGAUCUAGCUAAACAAGUAUCGAUACAAUACGGCUGUCUAAGUUCGGGGUCAACGAAAAACUUUUUUAAGGAGUCAAGUAUUCCUACUUAUAAGAAGAUGUGGGCUGUUAUGCAAGCUCAACCAUCAGUGUUUACCGAAUCGAACCAGGCAGGAGUAGAGAGAGUUCGUGAAGGGAAUUAUGCCUAUCUAAUGGAAUCAACGUCUAUAGAAUACAUGACAGAGAGGGACUGCGAGCUGGAGCAAAUAGGCGGAUUAUUAGAUUCCAAAGGCUACGGAAUAGCAACCCCAGAAGGAUCACCUUAUCGAACUCCAAUCUCCAACGCCAUCUUGCGUCUGCAAGAAAAUGGAGUUCUUCAUCUUCUGAAGGAGAAGUGGUGGUCUAAGAGAAGCGGCGGAAAGUGCAAGCAAGAAGAAAAGAAAACCAGCGGCUCCACAAACGAGUUAGGCCUAGCUAAUAUUGGAGGAGUAUUUGUCGUCUUACUGGCCGGCCUUGGUUUUGCUUGUAUAAUAGCUCUUGUAGAGUUUAUUUGGAAGACUAAAACUUUGUCCAGGACAGAUAGAGCCUCAAUAUUUUAUGAGUUCAUCCAUGAGGUUCAAAAUGUUUUGUGCUGCAGUCAGUCUUGUCAACAACCUUCAAAACCUGUGGAGUGAUUAAAGAUAUGCCUCCUUUUUCAACAGAGACUACUCGUUGAAUGAUUAAAGACACCUUUUCUCGUCAACAAAAACUGGUUGAUUAACUCUGAGUGUUGCUAUGGUUUUCUUAGAGAGCUAAAGUUAUCGCAUUUGGAUUUGUGAAAAUGGAUUUUUAUUGUCAUAUUUGUUUAAAUGUCAAGUGAUUAUUCUAAGUUUUAAUACAGCCACAACCAGCCUGUAAUUACAUGGGUUAAAUCUUUAGACGUAUUGAAUACUUCUACUAUUGUUUCAGAUAUACAUUUUUCAAACAUUCUUGCUCAUAAAUUAAAUAGCAACUAAAAACUGCGAUUUAGUCCUACUGAUGACUUCUGUGUCCAUUGAUAAAAACCAACAAUUCAGAUGUUCUAGGUAAGUGAAGGAACCAGCUUGUAUAAAUCUCGGCUCAUCUAUCUCAAAUAAACCUACAUAAAGAUAAGCUGAUACGUAGAGCUCGCAUGGUGGUUAGUGUAAAUGUUCUUAAGAUAUGAAGAAAAGUUACGAUUGGAUUAUAUAUUAUGCAAGCAGCAUGGAAAUAUAAAUGUAUUCAAGGUUUUAUGACUGUACAUCAAGUGAUACUGACAAAAUUAUUUGAAGUUUAAAUAAAACUUGAAAGUGAACCAGAUAACUGUAAUAGCGAAUGUCAGAAGAGUAGAAGUUGUUAAUGACAAUAUGGAGAAUUCACUAUUAAUAGAAGCAAAUAGAUAACAAAGAGCGAGUGUGGCUUUAUAUGCUGUUACCAGAACGCUAUUUGUUGGAGUUCUUCAUGAAUGACUUUUUCUGUCGUGUAACAUCCAUUACGUAUUCCAAGGCUACUUUUAAAAAAUUUAUUUAUAAUAUAUUUAAAAAAUAGGCACUUAAGAUCUCAGGGCUCUUACUUUACAUUUACAAACUGCAAAUAGUUAUGUUCGAUUCAUUCCAUUUAUUACUCAAAUAAUACACGCUAGUGAAACGUCUCUAUUCUGUGAUAGACUUAAUAUAUGGAUCAAUAAAACCCUGACAUAUGAUAAGACAGCAUCAAACCUUUCUCUUCCUGCACGUCUUGUUAUCCCUUAAACACGAGUAUAUAUGUCUUACUGUUACGAUGGUGUUUUCGAUUGAUAAUAAGAAAGGCGUUUUAAAUGUAGAAAAGUAUCUCUGAAUUAUAUGCCACACGUGUAUAAUUUACCUGAUAAAUUUACCACUUGCAUAAUGAAAAUAGGAUCCUGACAAAAAAUAAUCUUCCAAGAAUAAAAAACAAGAAUAUUUUACUCGCACCUUUCAUAUAAGGUCAUUCAACCGAGUUUAGUACCCUCGUGUAGUUAAGAUGGCUAUAAAUAAUUAAAAUAAACAAACAACGCAUCGCUUACCUAAUGCAGGUGUUUCAGAGAUAAACAUAGCUAUCGGUAAGAAGGGGUUGGAUACAUAACCAGGUAUUCUGUAUGGUAGUAGUUAAGGUUAAGAUACAUAACCAGCCAGGUAUUCUGUAUGGUAGAAGUUAAGGUUAAGAUACAUACCCAUCCAGGUAUUCUGUAUGUUAGUAAUUAGGGUUUAGAUACAUAAUCAGGUAUUCUGUAUGUCACUAAGUUGGAUUAAGAUGCAUUAACAGGUAUUCGGUAAAUCACUAAGUAGGGUUAAGACACAUAACUUGGUAUUCUGUAUGGUAGUAAUUAGGGUUAAGACACAUAAUUAGGUAUUCUGUAGGGUAGUAAUUAGGGUUAAGACACAUAACCAGCCAUGUAUUCUAUACGUCGGUAAGUAGGAUUAAGAUACGUAGCCAGAUUAUGUAUCUUAACCCUAAUUACUACCAUACAGAAUAAAUGGCUGGUUAUGUAUCUGUAUGUAUGGAUAAGACACGUAAUCAGGUAUUCUGUACGUCGGUAAGUAAGGUUAAGAUACAUAACAAGUUAUUUUGCAUAUAUGUAAGUAGGAUUAAGAUACAUAACCAGGUAUUCUGUAUGUCAGUAAGUGGGGUUAAGAUACAUAACCAGGUAUUCUGCAUGUAUGUAAGUAGGUUUAAUAUACAUAACCAGGUAUUCUGCAUGUAUGUAAGUAGGGUUAAGAUACCUAACCAGGUAUUCUGUACGUCGGUAAGUAAGGUUAAGAUACCUAACUAGGUAUUCUGCAUGUAUGUAAGUAGGGUUAAGAUACAUAAUCAGGUAUUCUGCAUGUAUGUAAGUAGGGUUAAGAUACAUAAUCAGGUAUUCUGCAUGUAUGUAAGUAGUUUAAGAUACCUAACCAGGUAUUCUGCAUGUAUGUAAGUAGGGUUAAGUUACCUAACCAGGUAAUCUGCAUGUAUGUAAGUAGGGUUAAGAUACAUAAUCAAGUAUUCUGUAUGUCAGUCAGUAGGGUUAAGACACAUAACCAUGCAUUCUGCAUGUAUGUAAGUAGGGUUAAGACACAUAACCAGGUAUUCUGUACGUCGGUAAGUAAGGUUAAAAUACAUAACCAGGUAUUCUGCAUGUAUGUAAGUAGGGUUAAGACACAUAACCAGAUAUUCUGUAUGUAUGUAAGUAGGGUUAAGACACAUAACCAGGUAUUCUGCAUGUAUGUAAGUAGGGUUAAGACACAUAACCAGGUAUUCUGUAUGUCAGUAAGUAGGGUUAAGAUACAUAACCAGGUAUUCUGUACGUCGGUAAGUAAGGUUAAAAUACAUAACCAGGUAUUCUGCAUGUAUGUAAGUAGGGUUAAGACAUAUAACCAGGUAUUCUGUACGUCGGUAAGUAAGGUUAAAAUACAUAACCAGGUAUUCUGCAUGUAUGUAAGUAGAGUUAAGACACAUAACCAGGUAUUCUGUAUGUAUGUAAGUAGGGUUAAGACACAUAACCAGGUAUUCUGCAUGUAUGUAAGUAGGGUUAAGAUACCUAACCAGGUAUUCUGUACAUCGAUAAGUGGGGUUAAGAUACCUAACCAGGUAUUCUGUACGUCGGUAAGUAGGGUUAAGAUACAUAAUCAGGUAUUCUGUAUGACAGUAAGUAGGAUUAAGAUACAUAACCAGGUAUUCUGCAUGUAUGUAAGUAGGGUUAAGAUACCUAACCCGGUAUUCUGUAUGUAUGUAAGUAAGGUUAAGAUACAUAAUCAGGUAUUCUGCAUGUAUGUAAGUAGGGUUAAGACACAUAACUUACAAAUAUUCAAAGAGCGCUUAUUGAACUACAUUUAUCUAACUUUUGUGUUUUUGUUUAUCUGAAUUAUUAUUGUUCUUAAUUAUUUGUAUUUAUACAGAUCGUACUGUUUGUUAUAAUCGUGAGUAUCAAGAACUUUACGUUAUUUUCUCCAAGAACAAAUAAUUCUAUAUGAAACAAACAACCAGUUAGAUUAAAAAUCACGGCCUGUGUUCGAUAAAGAAAUAUAUUAACAAUGUAACUAUCGUACGUUGUUUUUUUAUUUUCUUUUAAUUUAGUUAGUGCUAAACUUCACCGUACUUAAUAGUAUCAAUAAAUAAACUUAUAAUGUUAUUCUACGACCUAACGUUAGACAUUUUCAAAAUUUUGAUAAGCUUUAGAUAUGUUGUUGUACAAAAUCUUUACUGAAAUAUAUUUACAUCCGUUGAUAUUAAGUGUGCGCACAUGCGCAUUUAAAUUAUUAGGUUUGUGCGAAUUUUGAGGACAGACAAGAACUGAGUAUUAUUAUAAUAGAUGAGACCGUAAUGAUGAUGAAAACAUAAUUUUAAUCAAAUAUGAGUUAGGGAUGUAAAAAUAUUUUAUGGCGAAGUUAUUCCUCCAAUACAACUGUCAUAUGUUAUUGAACGUCUUUAAUUAUGACCACGGUCAUUUUUUGUAGUGAAGCAUUAAACGUUUUGAAAAAAAAACAAAAAAAAAACAUGUUGCUUUCGAAUUAAAUAUUUUCGUAAAA
This is a messenger RNA of Limulus polyphemus (Atlantic horseshoe crab), 5148 nucleotides long. Its product is annotated as glutamate receptor ionotropic, kainate 2-like. Gene Ontology annotation, molecular function: glutamate-gated receptor activity; transmitter-gated monoatomic ion channel activity involved in regulation of postsynaptic membrane potential. Lineage: Eukaryota; Metazoa; Arthropoda; Merostomata; Xiphosura; Limulidae. Gene Ontology annotation, cellular component: plasma membrane; postsynaptic membrane. The record is from RefSeq and is a predicted model, not a curated record. Bases 133 to 1299 code for a protein of 388 amino acids. Gene Ontology annotation, biological process: monoatomic ion transport; synaptic transmission, glutamatergic; modulation of chemical synaptic transmission. The transcript has 7 exons.